GCCGUAAAUCAGACAUGUACCUUUUCUGUUGCUCAUAUGCUCAUAAUGUUGCUCCCAAGGGGAAAUACAUUGCUUUCGUUUCAACAGAGGCCGAGACCGAAGACCCCAAGGUAGAGUUGGAGCCUGGCAUUAAGCUACUCGGACUGGUAGAUGAGAUAUUCUACGACACUUACGACAGAUAUGUCCCAACUAACGACCAUGCAGCCGACAACUGCUUCAUAUCUGCUAGUUAUGAUCCAACGACACACUUCGAAACCACUGUGAAUGAUGUGAUCCAGAUGUAUACUAAGAUCACUGGAAAAGUAAGUGUUUCAUUCUCUAAAGUAUUCGUGUUUGAUACUCGUAUUUGAACUCAACCUGA
Hibiscus syriacus is the source of this 361-nucleotide messenger RNA. Its product is annotated as guanosine nucleotide diphosphate dissociation inhibitor At5g09550-like. NCBI's taxonomy places the organism in Eukaryota, Viridiplantae, Streptophyta, Magnoliopsida, Malvales, Malvaceae. Gene Ontology annotation, molecular function: Rab GDP-dissociation inhibitor activity. The record is from RefSeq and is a predicted model, not a curated record. Gene Ontology annotation, biological process: small GTPase-mediated signal transduction; vesicle-mediated transport; protein transport. Gene Ontology annotation, cellular component: cytoplasm. The transcript has 3 exons. The coding region runs from base 15 to 350 and encodes 111 amino acids.